UAUAAAAUGUCUCAAAUGCUGAAACGUUUGCAGAUAGCCGCGUUCCAUAUGCCAAAAUUGGAUGGUCGCUUAAUUCUCGCGUAUAGAUGCUUUUCUUCAAUUAAGUUUGAGCCAGCUGGAGGAGGAAAUCUUUUGCCUGCCGCUGAUCCGAAUGAAUAUGGUGAUGUGCCGGAUUCUAUUGAGCAGGCAUAUGGUCAAGAAAAGAAGAUGAUAAUUGCUCGCCUUAUGGGCGAUGACCGCUACGAGCCAAAACUAUUCUAUCGAGCGGAGAACAGCACUCGCGACUAUCCUAAUUUGGUUCCUUGUCACUUGAACGAGAAGCACAUGGUUUGCAAAUGUGAACCUGAUGCUUCAUAUCUUAUGGAAUGGAUUAUCCGGAAAGAUGGAAAGCCUCAUCGUUGUGAGUGUGGACAUUGGUUCAAGGCGGUUGACGCUGAGCCUGAAACCGUUUAA
Molecule: messenger RNA, 453 nt
Organism: Meloidogyne enterolobii
Lineage: Eukaryota; Metazoa; Nematoda; Chromadorea; Rhabditida; Meloidogynidae
Source: the annotation of a GenBank genome assembly